UAAUUCAGAGGGUCAAUCAUAUAAAUUCAAAGAUAAAGCUAGCCAACAGCUAAAUAAAGGUACAUAGUUAUCUGUGACUCUAAUAACCUCUCAAUAAUAUCAUCUCUCUCACUCCAUUUACUGGUCAUGGCUACUCAAGGUCAAGUCAUCACAUGCAAAGCCGCGGUGGCCUGGGAACCCAAUAAGCCAUUGGUGAUAGAGGAUGUUCAGGUGGCUCCGCCGCAGGCUGGUGAAGUCCGAAUCAAGAUACUCUUCACUGCUCUGUGCCACACUGAUGCUUACACCUGGGGUGGCAAGGAUCCUGAGGGUCUCUUCCCGUGUAUCCUUGGCCAUGAGGCUGCUGGGAUUGUGGAGAGUGUUGGUGAAGGUGUGACCGAAGUUCAACCUGGAGAUCACGUUAUCCCUUGUUACCAGGCUGAAUGCGGAGAGUGCAAGUUUUGUAAAUCAGGAAAGACAAAUCUCUGUGGUAAGGUUCGGGGUGCUACUGGUGUUGGAGUCAUGAUGAAUGAUAAAAAGAGCCGUUUCUCAAUAAACGGAAAGCCUCUUUAUCAUUUCAUGGGAACCUCUACAUUUAGCCAGUACACAGUUGUACAUGAUGUUAGUGUUGCAAAGAUUGAUCCACAAGCACCUUUGGAUAAAGUGUGCCUUCUUGGCUGUGGUGUUCCUACUGGCCUUGGAGCAGUUUGGAACACUGCAAAAGUAGAACCUGGGUCUAUUGUUGCUAUUUUUGGCCUUGGAACUGUUGGCCUUGCUGUUGCUGAGGGUGCAAAAGCAGCUGGAGCUUCACGUGUAAUUGGCAUUGAUAUUGACAACAAAAAGUUUGAUACAGCAAAAAAGUUUGGAGUCACUGAAUUUAUAAAUCCAAAGGACCAUGAUAAACCAAUUCAGCAGGUCAUUGUUGAUCUCACUGAUGGUGGUGUUGACUAUAGCUUUGAGUGUAUUGGAAAUGUCUCUGUGAUGAGGGCUGCUUUGGAGUGCUGUCACAAGGGCUGGGGAACAUCAGUUAUUGUGGGUGUUGCAGCAUCAGGGCAAGAGAUAUCAACCCGGCCCUUCCAGUUGGUGACUGGUCGUGUUUGGAAAGGAACAGCUUUUGGUGGUUUCAAGAGCCGUUCACAAGUGCCUUGGCUUGUAGAAAAGUACAUGAAGAAGGAAAUCAAGGUUGAUGAGUACAUAACUCACAGUAUGAGUCUUGGGGAGAUCAAUGAAGCAUUUCACUUGAUGCACGAAGGGGGCUGUCUCCGUUGUGUGCUUAAGAUGUAUGACUGAAAUGACCUAUUAUAUUAGCCCUGCAUCAAGUUCUUAUAAUAUAUGGACAUAUCUUGUUGCUGCUAUUAAGGGCUACAUGGAAAUUGCAUCCCCUCGUAAGUGGAAACUGGAAACUAGACUGUUUGAAGAAAAGUACUGUUAUGUCUCUGUUAUGAUCUUGAAGAAGGUUUGCUUUAAACUUUUAAACAUGUGUUGCGGCUAAACGCUUCCAAAAGACUUGCAUUAUGGUAAUAAUGAUAAUCUCAAGUGUGUUCCAAUGUUUUGGGUGCUGACUCUAUCAAAUAUUUUUCAAUAAUCUA
Pistacia vera is the source of this 1565-nucleotide messenger RNA. Its product is annotated as alcohol dehydrogenase class-3. The coding region runs from base 127 to 1266 and encodes 379 amino acids. Gene Ontology annotation, cellular component: cytosol. Gene Ontology annotation, molecular function: S-(hydroxymethyl)glutathione dehydrogenase [NAD(P)+] activity; zinc ion binding. Gene Ontology annotation, biological process: formaldehyde catabolic process. The record is from RefSeq and is a predicted model, not a curated record. NCBI's taxonomy places the organism in Eukaryota, Viridiplantae, Streptophyta, Magnoliopsida, Sapindales, Anacardiaceae. The transcript has 9 exons.